Aureobasidium vineae is the source of this 765-nucleotide messenger RNA. The record is from the annotation of a GenBank genome assembly. NCBI's taxonomy places the organism in Eukaryota, Fungi, Ascomycota, Dothideomycetes, Dothideales, Saccotheciaceae.
AUGGCUUUCCGUUGCCUCAAAUUCAUGUCUAUCUUGGCAGUUGGCCUUUUGCCUGCCGUAGCUGCUGACGACUUCAGUAUUGCUGAUAACACUACGGUCCAGAAGCGAGAGAUCACAUUGACCCCUGUUAUGAACGGUCUAAACUUUCCGGAUCCCUCAGUCAUACGGAUCGGUAACGAGUGGUGGGCAUUUUCAACCAUGUCACACUACAAUGGGAAGCGUGUUCAUGUUCCAAUGGCUCAUACCUACGACUACUUUACGUGGACCAACAACACGCGAUGGGUCGUCUAUAAGAUCGACGGCAAUGCGAUUGGUGAGGGCGGCAGUUGUAACAACAUGGUUAAGCCUAUCGUCAGUACGCCUAUAAUGCUUCAACAGGUCUCAACCAACGAUGGCUUCACGAAGAUUGGUCUCCCGACGCCACUUAUCGUCAAUGACCCUGCUGAUGGACCAUAUGUCGAGGCACCAUCUCUUACCAAGAUGCCCGACGGUACAUAUGUUCUUUACUACAGUUCGAAUUGCUUCGUUACUCCUCUGUACGAUGUAUCCUAUGCGACAUCGAGGGAUAUCAGAGGUCCUUACAAGAAGUUCGGCGGCCUUAUCCGAACCGGGACAUAUGGACUUGUGGCUCCAGGCGGCCUUGAUAUGGCUAUCAAUGGUGAUCAUGCUGUAUUCCAUGCAAAUUGGAAGGGUGGACGUGCUAUGUUUACGGCUCUCAUACGUGGUCAAGGCAAUCAGUCACAGGUCUAUGUCAAGGGUUCUUGA